Pocillopora verrucosa is the source of this 3758-nucleotide messenger RNA. RefSeq lists its product as uncharacterized. The record is from RefSeq and is a predicted model, not a curated record. Gene Ontology annotation, molecular function: oxidoreductase activity; protein binding. NCBI's taxonomy places the organism in Eukaryota, Metazoa, Cnidaria, Anthozoa, Scleractinia, Pocilloporidae.
UCUUCCCUCGAUUGGUCUUAUCAAAAUGAGACGUGAACAGAUGGUCAGUCGAAAUCAGCUGACUAUUUAUGACUUGCGAUACUUCGAAGCGUCGUUAAGAUAGUGUACACAGUAUUUCAGCCGAUAAAAGGGGAAAAACUUGCAGGAAAUCUCUCCACUUUCGCUUGUCUUCUGCGACAUGUUGUGGAUUGAUCACGGAAGAAAAUAUUUUCCCGCCGGUGGUUCAAUUCUGCUGUUAUCUUUUGUCUCUUUGUGGUAUUUAACAACGGCUUCAUCUCAAGGCUAUUGCGACAAAGAUGGAUGUGAUGAGAUCGGGCAAAAAGGCCACUUGAAACCUUUUGGUGAGCACAGACAAGCAGAAGGUGAAGUUUCAAGUCUGCAGUAUGCGCCUGGUGGUGCUGACUUCUAUCACAACUACAUUCACAAAAGGAGGCCAGUGGUCAUCAGAAAUGGAGCUAACCACUGGCCUGCAGUCCAGCUAUGGCAAAAUGAAUCUUACUUGACCUCAAAUUAUGGAUCUGAAAUUUUCACUGUAGAAUAUCGCAAGAAAUUCAAAAAUGAAUUUCCGGUUCGAAAACCUCUGGCUUUUAGAGAAUUCUUAAAUAUUUAUAGACAGGAAAAUGUGUACCUGGAUUCUGCAUUUCCACAGAACAGUGCCAUGUUGAAAGACAUUUUUCUUCCAUCAAUUUUAAACUGCCAUGAGAUAUGGUCAACCAUAGACAACCUGAAUUUAUUAUUUAACGGUGGGGAAGCAAAUUCUGCUUUUCAUCAUGAUGGAUUAGAGAACAUUAUUACAGUUGUAUCAGGUUCAAAGAAGGUAUAUCUGGUCAACAGCACAUAUGCAAAGGAACUUCAUGCCGAUCAGUUUACCAUUGCUCCAGGAGUCCUUUCCAUUGAUCCAGAGAAGUUAGAUUUGGAGAUGUAUCCCAAACUAGCAGAUGUACCUUACUAUGAAGUAACUUUGAAUAGAGGUGACAUGUUGUAUAUCCCUCAAUACUGGUGGCACAUAGUGAGAUCAUAUGACUCUCCAAACAUUGGCAUCAAUGUCUGGUUUGCAAUGUUCAACUUCGAAGAGCAGUUUAGAAAAGAAGGGAUUUCUGAAGACACUGAUGUUACAAAGGUAACAGAGCUGUUUGAUAAGUUAGUUGGUUAUGAACCUGACAGGAUUCAGUGCCCAGAAGAGAAACUUGCCUUGAAUGACAUUCUCAAAAUCAACACUAGUGACCCAAGUAGUGGACCCCUAAGGAUUCCAAAACAGAACGAGAGACCACCAGAUGUUGUCCUUGCAAGUGGAUAUACAAUGCCAGUCAUGGGGUUUGGUACAGCAACACUGAUGGAAAACACGACAGAAGCCGUAAAGACAGCUCUUGAAGUUGGUUACAGGUUGAUUGACACUGCACAAGGCUAUCCUGACUCAGAGCCACAAGUUGCAAAAGCAAUUUCAGAGAGUGGAAUCCCUCGAGCAGAAAUCUUCAUUAUGACCAAACUACACCCCAGAUUUCUUGGCUAUGAGACAACAUUAGAAGCCAUUGAGAUGUCUCUGAAAUCUCUGAAAACGGACUACAUCGAUUUGUUUCUUAUACAUUCUCAGGCCUGCGACGACUUUCUCCUCAUCUGCGGAGAAGGAGAACCCAAAGGCACAUGGCAAGAGAGCUGGAAAGCCAUGGAGGAAAUGCAGAAGAAGGGAAAGAUACGUAGCUUAGGUGUCAGCAAUUUUUACAUACAAGACCUGGAAGAACUAGUAAAACUUGCUACAGUACCAGUAUCAACAGUCCAGAACUGGUUUGACCCGUUUCAUCAGGACAGGCAAGUUCGAAAGUUUUGUCAAGAACAUAACAUCCGGUACAUUGGGUAUUCAACUCUCGGCACCCAAUGGGUUUACUUCCACGGUUUGCAGAAAAACCCUGUCCUUCAUUCAUCGCUGAUUUUAGAGGUUGCCAGCCAUUAUGAGUUUGUUGCAUCUCAAGUCGUUCUUCGCUGGGCCAUUCACAUGAACGUCACAGUCAUUCCGCGGUCAAAAAACCCUCGCAACAUUUACUUGAAUUUCCGGGCCUUGGACUUCUCCUUGAACGAGAAUGAAAUCGUGUAUUUCACCAACAUCACUGAUUAUGAGUACCAUCCUCUGGAACAGAAGCUAGACAAAGGAUUAGGUUGCUCAGAUAAGCAUUCAAACUGUGAACAGUGGGCAACUUCAGGGGAAUGCAGAACCAAUCCGGACUGGAUGCUGGUUAACUGUCAAGAAAGCUGCGGGCUUUGUUAUGACGAGGACUUCGGUGAUGCCUCAGCGAUACCACCGAUGGUGUUUAUUGGUUCUGAAGACCACUUCAUGUAUGCACUCGGCGCAGUUAGCGGAACUGUCAUCUGGAAAUUCCGAACUCUUGGCAAGAUCAUGUCGUCUGCAUCGCUCAGCCAGGACGAGGAGAUCGUUUACUUCGGCUCCGUGGAUGGUAAGGUGUACGCACUUGGUGCAGCCAAUGGUUCAGUCGUUUGGACUCUAGUAACACAAGGUGCUGUUGUGGCCAGCCCAACUGUAAGUGUGAAUGGAACUGUCUUCAUCGGUUCACAGGAUAAGAUUGUUUAUGCUGUGGAUGGUAGAAAUGGAUCUGUUGUUUGGAAGACAGAUCUUGGCUGCCCAAUUUGGGGUGCUGUCGCUGUGGACAACCAAAGAGGACUGCUAUUCGUCGGCUGCACCACGGAUAAGUCGAACGCAACGGAUUCUCAAGACACACCUCAUGUUUUCGCCCUCGAAGCCAACCUGGGCAAAAUCGUGUGGACUUUUGACAGUGCUGGAAGCGUUUAUGGCUCUCCAACACUUCUGCCUGGUGGCCAAACCGUAUUCUUUGCUUCCCUAGACCAUAAUAUCUACGCUUUAGACCGCGAAACUGGUAAACUAUAUUGGUUGUAUGACACGGGGUCCGAAAUAGAGUCCUCUCCAGUGGUCAGUAGGUUGGACGGUACCCUAUACGUUGGCUUGAUUAAGGGUCAACUGAUUGCUGUUAACUCCGUGAGCGGUCCUUUGGCGGGAAAAUUGAAGUGGACAGUGAAUACUGGCGGGGAGGUUGUGUCAUCGCCUGUCAUCACUGAGGACGGAAGGGUUUUUGUAGGAUCUGGCGAUGGGCGCAUCUUGGCACUCAACCAAACUGACGGUUCACAUAUAUGGUCUCCAACAACAGGUGACUACAUCGUGGCGUCGGUGGCUGUUUCACGCGAUAACGCCGUAUACGCCGCUAGCUCGGAUAAAUUUGUUUACGCUCUACACGGUGAUGAUGGCUCUGUCAUUUGGAAGUUUGAAACUGGCGCUGCUGUUGUUGCGACUCCAGCUCUUUUUCCAGAACAAGUUAUGCCGAUUGGAUAAACUAAAUGAAACAUUGAUCUGUUAAUUUAAUAGAUAGAACUUUAAAUCAGUUUUUUGAAGGCAGAAAACUAAAGCUUUAGUUAACAAGUGAGUGGCCAGAGUACGAGAAAGAAGCUCAGCAACAAUAAAAAUUCGUAAAAAGGUACACGUGAUCGUCGCUAAACGCGGGAAAUCAAACGCGUGCGACCAAGUUGUGAGUUGCUCAUUUGUUUUUUCUCUAAAUGAUACAGUUGUUUGGCGCAAAUCUCGAAGUCUUGAGUUUUUUUGUUUUGUUUUUCAUUUUGUUUGUUUGUAAUGCCAUUAUUUUUUGAAAACAAUGAAGUAUAAUUAUUUAUAUACGAAUAUAAUAUAUGAAAGAAUCUUUUCAGUAACUUUUCUGUUGUAAUGAAAAACCAACAGCAGU